CCAAGAGGCAGCAGACAUGCCUCUUGAGCAAAACUAAGGCCUGGAGCCCCCCAGAGCAGCUCUUGUUUGCUGAGAAGAAAACAAGUCCCAUGAGUUCAGUGUGACUGCUUCAGGGUCUACUUGUCCACAAUUGGUGGCAAAUGCCAGUGUCCAGGGCCAUUUCUGGCGGGUCACGAGCCACUGCUGGUACCUGGACAGCUGCAUUUCUUGUCUUCCUGCACCUGCAGUCCCAUCUGCAAAGCCCAUGUCAAGGAGUCGCCCCACAGGCUGACCCCUCAUGGCAGGGGCACACAGGGCAACGGAGGGAGGGGCUGGGAAGAGCCGCCCCCACCCCUGUAAUACUCAUUUCCAUUUUUGUUUGAGUCACUUUCAGGCAAAUCACUUCUGUCCUUAUGUAACAGUCUGUGGCCCAGACCCAGGCAAGUAGUAAAUAUUUACCUUCACGCUGGAGCCAAGAUCGCUGCGGGGAGUCCCACGAAGCACCACUGCCCUCUAAGACCUUGGAAAGGGAAACAGCAGAAGGUGUGGGUGCGGGUGCUGGAGCUCCGCUGGGUCACACGGCCAGCACCCGAGUGGGAACUCAGAGCUGAAGCCUGGGUUCUCACUGCAGCUGGAUAACAGCUCUGCCCGGAUGGCCCUCGUCUUCCUGUACGGCACCUUGAAGCGGGGUCAGCCCAACCACAGGGUCCUGUGGGACGGCGCCCACGGCUCCGCAGCCUUUCGGGCGCGCGGCCGCACGCUGGACCCCUACCCGCUGGUGAUCGCGGGGGAGCACAACAUCCCGUGGCUGCUGCACCUGCCUGGCUCGGGGCGCCGCGUGGAGGGUGAGGUCUACACGGUAGAUGAGCGGAUGCUGCGCUUCCUGGACGACUUCGAGAGUUGCCCAGCCCUGUACCAGCGCACGGCGUUGCAGGUACAGCUGCUGGAGGAGGGGGCCCCGGGCGCGGAGGAGCCGCCGGCGCCCACUACGGUGCAGUGCUUCGUGUACAGCAGGGCCACCUUCCCGCCGGAGUGGGCCCAGCUUCCGCACUACGACAGCUACGACUCCGAGGGGCCGCACGGGCUGCGCUACAACCCCAGGGAGAACAGAUGAGGGGGGCAGGCAGGGUGGGCCUACGCCUGAGAGCCCUGGGGCUCCAAGAUGUGCCCAGCCCAUGGUGGGUGAAGGCCGAAGCAGAACAGGGCCUUUUCCAAGGAAUCAGCGGGAGAAGGAACCAAUCUUUCAGUGGCAGCUGAUUUUACAAAUAAUGUUGACACACAAAUAGCAAGGUGGUUCCCUCCCAUCUUUCCACCU
This is a messenger RNA of Mandrillus leucophaeus (drill), 1294 nucleotides long. RefSeq names its product gamma-glutamylamine cyclotransferase (gene GGACT). The coding region runs from base 632 to 1093 and encodes 153 amino acids. The transcript has 2 exons. The record is from RefSeq and is a predicted model, not a curated record. Gene Ontology annotation, molecular function: gamma-glutamylaminecyclotransferase activity. Lineage: Eukaryota; Metazoa; Chordata; Mammalia; Primates; Cercopithecidae.